Molecule: messenger RNA, 970 nt
Organism: Osmia bicornis bicornis
Lineage: Eukaryota; Metazoa; Arthropoda; Insecta; Hymenoptera; Megachilidae
Exons: 4
Coding region: 301-927 (208 amino acids)
Source: RefSeq, a predicted model, not a curated record
AAGCAGAACCUGGACAAAUACAAUCGAGCGACUCGUGCGAUGAUGAAAAACAGUACGCCAGGUUCGAUAACUGGUAGGUCAAACACGCGUGGUCGUUCGAGGCGGGUUCGAAGCGGAACGACGCCAGUCCGCGAGGAACGCGUAAACAGAUAGACCGCCGCUUCGGUCAGCUUAGUAACCGCGAAAGAUGUUCAUCGCUACGUCGUGGAGGAAGUUUGCAAGCCAGCUGCUUCUCCCAGGAGACGUCUGAGCUCUUCGAGAAACCGCGAAACGGCUGAUUUCAGCCGGUAAUUCCACGAAAUGAGAGCCCCGUGGCUCGUCCUGAUUCUCGCCGAGAUCCUGGACUCGAUCCCGGCCCUCGGGGACACCGUGUGUCACCGUAAUCACACCGACUUCAUCGUUCCCAGUCAAAGGUCCACGGUGACUCUAUCCAGACGUAGGCGUCUCGCUUUUCCAAAGGGCAGCGCGUUCGUGAUGACAAUAUCCAUUUUGCAACCGAUUCCGGUGAAGUUGCCCGCGGUUUGGAAUCUGGAUUUUGAGUUCGAUAUGAUCUGGCCAAUACCGUCUACCACGGAGAAAGUACCUAUCAAGAGAAAGUAUUUCGUGAAAAGACCAUGGAUACUGAAACGACGUCAUCGUCGUGAGCUGUACGCUAAUUUUGAGACUGCUUUGGAUAGCCAGAAUUUACCAGGACGACAAUGUAUUCUGAGGACAAUCUGUGAAGCAAAGGUGUUCUUGAGCCCUCCAGGUGAAUCCUUCAUCGAAGACGCAAUUCGACUGAUAUUAAGUAACAUUGAAGACGUUGGAGAUAUAGACUCGUACGACAUCGCAUAUAGGACAAAGGUACCAUGCGACAUGGCCUAUACUUGUCCAUUUUCUCUUCUAAAAUUAUUGUUAUUUCAUUUGUACUCGGAUAGUUUAAGCUGACAAUAAACGUUCCUGUUCGCGGAGAUUUAUUUUUCACUUUCAG